UGAGUCUUGAGUCUUGAGUCUCGAUUCGUUUUUUGAGCUGAUCAGGUCCAACCUCCUUGGAUGAACCGAUCAAUACCCUUGGGCCAAGUCUUGUUUUGUUUUAUGAGCAAUAUUUUAAGGGUUUUGAAAACCAACUUGAAAUGAGAAUGUUGGGCGGUUGAGGAAUGUUCUUUAUAUCGAACCUCCGGUAGAAUAUCGCCGGAUUCCCGAUCACUUUCCGGCGAUCCCUAUGCGAAUUUUGUAAUGUUUCGUGGCUUGUAAUGGUGUAAUUCUUUACUGUUCUUGAUACAUUGCAGAGAUGUCUCGCGUGGUGCCCCCUUCGCAUAUCAAUAAAUCAAAGACGCUCGACAACAAAUACAUGCUUGGAGAUGAGAUCGGGAAGGGAGCGUAUGGUCGUGUAUAUAAAGGCUUGGACUUGGAGAAUGGAGACUUCGUUGCAAUUAAGCAAGUUUCUCUGGAGAAUAUUGCUCAAGAGGGUCUCAACAUUAUAAUGCAAGAGAUUGAUUUUCUAAAGAUUUUGAACCACAAAAACAUUGUAAAGUAUCUUGGAUCCUCAAAGACAAAGACACACCUGCACAUUAUUCUUGAGUAUGUAGAGAAUGGCUCACUUGCAAACAUUAUUAAACCAAACAAAUUUGGUCCCUUCCCAGAAUCAUUAGUUGCUGUUUAUAUUGCCCAGGUUUUGGAAGGCUUGGUUUAUCUGCAUGAACAAGGUGUAAUUCAUCGGGACAUCAAAGGUGCGAAUAUAUUGACAACUAAAGAGGGUCUUGUUAAACUUGCUGAUUUUGGGGUUGCUACAAAACUCACUGAGGCAGAUGUUAAUACAUAUUCUGUUGUUGGAACACCAUAUUGGAUGGCCCCUGAGGUGAUUGAAAUGUCAGGAGUUUGUGCUGCUUCAGAUAUAUGGAGUGUUGGCUGCACUGUAAUUGAGCUUCUCACCUGUGUUCCUCCUUACUUUGAUAUCCAGCCUAUGCCAGCUCUCUUCCGGAUUGUUCAGGAUGAGCAUCCUCCUAUACCUGAGCAUCUAUCCUCUGGCAUCACAGAUUUCCUAUGCCAGUGUUUUAAAAAGGAUGCUAGGCAGAGACCAGAUGCAAAAACGUUACUUUUGCAUCCUUGGAUACAGAAUUCAAGGCGUGCUUUGUCCUCACUCCGGCAGUCGAAUGGAAAGAUAAGAAAUUUACGGGAAGAUGUAUCAACCUCUGUAGAAAUUUCAGAUGCAGAUAUUCAAAACAGUGGUGAAAGCCCUACUAGAGAGAAAACAAGAAUUCAUGCCUCUGAAUUUGUACCAGAGGAUUCUGCAAAUGAGUUUAUGGCAACUGACGCUGUUGAUAAAGUCAAUUCUGUUGAGGACUGUAAAUCAAAGGGUGUAGAUAAUUCAAAGGGUCUUCUUUCAGAUAAAGAUCCCACCUUAGUCUUUCAUGACAAGUUGUCCAUGGGGACUAGUUCUGGCAAGCUGCUGUCUACUAAAGAAGAGACUCGUACUAAUAUGGCCUUCCAUGGGCAAUCAAAUAUGGGCUACGACAAUAAAUUAGUGGUGAAUGGAGAAGAGGUAUCUCUUGAAUCACAAAGGACAAGCAUCAGUACAGGUGAACAUGAUGGAAAAGGGGAUCAUAUGGAUGGUGAGAAUAAUUUACCUAAUGUUCGGCCAAAGAUGCAAGACAUCACUUCCCAUAAGGCUGCAAAGGCAUCAGUAAACUGUGGAGGUGAACUGAGUAAAUUCAAUGAUGCACCUGGAGAUGCUUCAUUUGAUGAUUUAUCUCAACCAUUGGGUAAAACCAAAGAAACCCGGGCUGCUGAAGCUUCAACAUCUGCUUCCUCACAAAUGAAUCAAGGCAGUGCAAUUCCACAUGGUGCUCAAAAGAAUGACCUGGCAACAAAGCUCAGGGAUAGAAUGGCUCAGAAGCAGAUGGACAAUGAAAGGGGGUAUACAAAUGGAGGGGACCUGUUGUGCCUUAUGAUGGGUGUCCUGGGGGAAGAUGUGAUUGGCAUUGACAAUUCUGUUUUUGAUGAAAAAAUGUCUGGAGACAACCUUUUACCCCUACAGGCUGUUGAGUUUAGCAGAUUAGUUGGGUCACUGAGGGCAGAUGAACCAGAAGAUGUGAUUGUAUCUGCAUGUCAAAAGCUGAUGGCUUUCUUUUAUGAGCGCCCUGAACAGAAAAUUGUUUUUGUUACACGGCAUGGUUUGCUACCUCUAGUGGAACUACUUGAAGUUCCUAAAACUCGUGUUACAUGUUCUGUGCUUGAAAUUAUAAAUCAAAUAAUCAAAGACAAUAUUGACUUUCAAGAAAAGGCUUGCCUAGUUGGCUUGAUUCCUGUUGUGAUGAGUUUUGCACUACCUGAUCGUCCCUGGGAAGUUCGCAUGCAAGCUGCUUAUUUCUUUCAGCAACUUUGUCAGUCCAGCUCGUUGACACUGCAAAUGUUCAUUGCUUGCCGUGGAAUACCUGUUCUAGUGGGCUUUCUGGAGGCUGAUUAUGCAAAGUACAGGGAAAUGGUUCAUCUAGCCAUUGAUGGCAUUUGGCAGGUUUUCAUGCUUCAGCGCUCUACACCCAAAAACGAUUUUUGUCGCAUAGCUGCAAAGAAUGGUAUACUUAUUAGGCUAAUUAACACCCUUCACAGCUUGAACGAAGCUACUCAAUUAGCUUCAAUGUCAAGUGGGGAUUACCCUUCAUCUACAGGAAAAUUUGAACCAUCACGUGCUUCAGAUGGCAGUCAACCUGAUGCCAGGUACAUUCCUGGAGAGCCUGAUAAACCUUGGUCAAGCAAUGCUGUAAUGGAUCCAUCAGUUACUUCUAAGUUUCUUGAGCCAAAAGUUCAGGAAAACAUUGGGAAUCAAGGAAACAAAGAACCUGCAACCAAAGAUUGGGAACUCUUGGAUCAAUGGAAAACUGAUCCUUCUCGAGCAGAAGUUGACCUUCUUAGGCAACAGCAGCUCACGAAGUCUGGUAGUAGGACAUCUACUGAUAAGCCUCCAAAGCAGAUGGAAUCAAAUGGGUUCCUCACUUCAUUAGCUCCUCAGAAAGAUCAAGUACGACCUAUUCUCAGCUUGUUGGACAAGGAACCUCCAUCCAGACAACUUUCUGGGAAACUUGAGUUUGUACAUCACCUCUCUGGAUUAGAGAGACAACAAAGUAUAAAGCCACUAUUACAUGCAUCUGCAGAAAGGAGAACAAAUUGUGAACUAGAUUUCCUGAUGGCAGAUUUUUCAGAAAAUGGAAAUUUGGACUGUGCUCCAAGAAUGUCUCAUAAAGCAGUUAAUAAGAAGGUAGGACUAGCGACAUUUAAUGAUGGAGCUGCUUCAGCAUCAGGAAUUGCAUCUUGGACCACAUCAGGGGUACUUUCUGGUUCAGGUGUUCUAAAUGCUAGACCAGGGAGUACUUCAUCCUCUGGCUUACUCUCCCGUAUGGUAUCAACGAUGAAUACAGAUGUGGCCCAGGAAUAUUUAGAGAAAGUGGCCGACUUGCUGCUCAAAUUUUCACAAGCAGAUACUAUUGUGAAAUCGUACAUGUGCAGCCAAAGCUUGCUUAGCCGUCUUUUCCAUAUGUUUGACAGAAUAGAUUCUCCUAUUCUUUUGAAGCUGUUGAAGUGCAUUGAUCAUUUGUCAACUGAUCCGAACUGUUUAGAGAAUCUUCAGCGGGCAGAUGUGAUCAAACAUUUAAUCCCGAACCUUGAACUCCAAGAUGGGCCUCUUGUAUCUGAAAUACACAAUGAAGUCCUCAAUGCCCUGUUCAAUCUGUGCAAGAUAAACAAAAAGAGACAGGAGCAAGCGGCUGAAAAUGGAAUUAUUCCACACUUAAUGCGCUUCAUCACAUCGGAUUCACAUUUGAAACAAUAUGCAUUGCCUCUGCUGUGUGAUAUGGCUCAUGCAUCUCAUCAUUCAAGGGAGCAAUUAAGGGUCCAUGGAGGGUUGGAUGUGUACUUGAGUCUACUGGAUGAUGAGCCAUGGUCAGUGACAGCACUUGAUUCUCUUGCAGUCUGCUUGGGACAUGACAGUGACAACAGAAAAGUGGAGCAAGCUUUACUGAAAAAGGAAGCAGUUCAUAAAUUAGUGAAAUUCUUCCAAUACUGUCCAGAACAGCAUUUUGUUCACAUAUUGGAGCCCUUCUUGAAAAUAAUCACGAAAUCAGCGCGAAUAAAUACAACAUUGGCUGUCAAUGGUUUAACACCACUGCUGAUUGCAAGGCUCGAUCAUGAAGAUGCCAUUGCUCGCCUCAAUCUGCUCAAGAUGAUAAAGGCUGUUUAUGAGCAUCACCCGCGGCCGAAGCAACUGAUUGUGGAGAAUGAGUUGCCUCAGAAGCUUCAGAAUCUUAUUGAGGAGCGCAGUGGCCCAAGCUGUGGAGGCCAAGUUUUGGUGAAACAGAUGGCCACUGCAUUACUUAAGGCGCUUCACAUCAACACAGUUUUGUAAAUUCAGGUCCCUUUCAUUUAUUCCUUGUAUGUUUGAUGAUUUCCCAUGAGGAAGCAAUGUAAUUAAGUUUCUACUCUUUUAUUACCCAAGAAAGGGGGAAAAAAAGAACAAAAUGAAACUGUUUCUGCUCUUCAAUUUUGUUUUUGUAUAUUAAUGUGGCGUCAAUUCCAGAGUUC
Messenger RNA from Macadamia integrifolia, 4581 nucleotides. Its product is annotated as MAP3K epsilon protein kinase 1-like. NCBI's taxonomy places the organism in Eukaryota, Viridiplantae, Streptophyta, Magnoliopsida, Proteales, Proteaceae. The transcript has 24 exons. The record is from RefSeq and is a predicted model, not a curated record. Gene Ontology annotation, biological process: protein phosphorylation. Gene Ontology annotation, molecular function: ATP binding; protein serine/threonine kinase activity; protein binding. Gene Ontology annotation, cellular component: cytoplasm. The coding region runs from base 299 to 4405 and encodes 1368 amino acids.